This is a messenger RNA of Ceratosolen solmsi marchali, 1165 nucleotides long. RefSeq names its product calcium/calmodulin-dependent 3',5'-cyclic nucleotide phosphodiesterase 1B. NCBI's taxonomy places the organism in Eukaryota, Metazoa, Arthropoda, Insecta, Hymenoptera, Agaonidae. The transcript has 6 exons. Gene Ontology annotation, molecular function: 3',5'-cyclic-nucleotide phosphodiesterase activity. The record is from RefSeq and is a predicted model, not a curated record. The coding region runs from base 14 to 1048 and encodes 344 amino acids. Gene Ontology annotation, biological process: signal transduction.
AUAAAAAAAUAUAAUGAAAUUACAGACACUGGAUGAGUGGUCCUUCGAUGUAUUUUCGUUAAGUGAAGCAGCACAAGGCACACCGGUCAAAUACCUAGGAUACGACCUUCUCAGCCGUUACGGAAUGAUUCAUAAGUUUAAAGUACCCACAGCUAUACUUGAGAACUUUCUCGGUAAAGUUGAAGAAGGUUAUUGUAGAUAUCGCAAUCCAUAUCACAAUAAUCUCCACGCAGCCGACGUCGCACAGACAAUGCAUUACAUACUUUGUCGCACUGGGUUAAUGAAUUGGCUGACAGAUUUGGAGAUCUUUGCAACUCUUGUGGCAGCUCUGAUUCAUGAUUACGAACACACGGGUACGACUAACAACUUUCAUGUUAUGUCUGGGAGCGAAGCAGCCUUACUUUAUAAUGACCGAGCCGUACUAGAAAAUCAUCACAUCUCAGCAAGUUUCCGAAUAUUACGUGAAGAUGAGUGUAAUAUUGUACAAAAUCUCUCGAUAGAAGAGUUUCGUGAGUUUAGAACUCUAGUAAUCGAUAUGGUCUUAGCAACCGAUAUGAGCUUUCACUUCCAGCAACUGAAGAAUAUGAAGAAUAUAUUAAGUCUAGCUGAGCCGAAAGUUGACAAAAGCAAAGCUGUUAGCCUCGUGCUUCACUGUUGUGAUAUUUCACAUCCUGCUAAACGGUGGGAUUUACAUCACCGCUGGACAACACAGCUUUUAGAAGAAUUUUUUCGCCAAGGUGACAAAGAGAGAGAACUUGGCUUACCUUUCUCUCCACUUUGCGAUCGAAAUAAUACUUUAGUAGCCGAGUCUCAAAUAGGAUUUAUUGAAUUCAUUGUUGAACCUAGUAUGCAAGUGUGCAGUGAUAUGUUAGAAACAAUUCUUACUCCAUUAAACGUAAAAGAAAAUAAUGAAGAAUCUGGCCCAGUGGAUAGGACGUUCCAAAUCAUAAAACCUUGGAUAGCUUGUCUGGUAGAAAAUAAAAAAAUUUGGAAGGAGCAAGCCAUCAAAGAUUCAUCAAUUCCUAGACUGACAAUUAUAUCUAGUUAAUCAAAUAACAUUUAAUUUAAAAAAUCUGCUAUAGAGUAUAUGAAAAUAUUUCUGCCCAUGUUGUUGGAAUGUCCUAGCAGAAUAGAAUAAGAGCAAAAAGCAAGUUUUGGUAAAAUA